AUGGAUGCUGGAGUUAUUCGAAUCUCACUGUGCAUCCUCCUUUGCAUAUUCAUUUCAGAUCCAAGCACUGCAGCUACACCUCCAAUUGAGAGAAUCCAUCGAAGUCAGAAACUGACAAAUGAAGAAACUGAUGACUUCUUUUCAUCUCCUAUUUAUGAUACUGAGCUAGAUACAGCUCCAGGAACCAUUCCCAUUGUCAAUCCAACCACUCCGACUACAACUACCCCGAUUAUAGGCAGCCCUCCCCCGCCGCCUAUGUUUGGCGGACCGAUGACAAAUCCCACCCCAGUCACAAAUCCUCCAGCAACAUCAGGUGGUGGUGGAGGUGGAGGAUCUUGGUGUGUAGCCAACCCCAACGCCUCACCUGCUUCGCUUCAGGUUGCUUUAGACUAUGCUUGUGGCUAUGGUGGUGCAGAUUGUUCUGCCAUCCAACCAGGUUCCAGUUGCUAUGAUCCAAACACAGUCAAGGAUCAUGCCUCUUAUGCUUUCAAUGACUACUACCAGAAGAACCCUGUUCCAACAAGCUGUGUUUUUGGAGGAGCAGCUCAGCUUACCUCUACUGACCCAAGUUACGGGAACUGCCACUUUGCAUCUUCUAACAGAAACCCAAUGACACCAACAACGACAACACCAAUGACACCAAGUCCAACCAUUCCUGUUACAACACCCAGCACAACUACGCCUAUGAAUCCCUACAGCCCUGGAGGACCAACAGGUUAUGGAUCAGAACCGACGGAUUAUGGUUCAGAACCAACAGGCACUCCCAGCUCUGCAGAGACAAUGUCAUACAACUUACAAUGGCUCUUGGUUAUGACCUGCCUCACUUUAUGGGUUUUCACAGCAAAUUACUUCUAA
Molecule: messenger RNA, 855 nt
Organism: Oldenlandia corymbosa var. corymbosa
Lineage: Eukaryota; Viridiplantae; Streptophyta; Magnoliopsida; Gentianales; Rubiaceae
Source: the annotation of a GenBank genome assembly